Neopsephotus bourkii (Bourke's parrot) is the source of this 3121-nucleotide messenger RNA. RefSeq names its product disintegrin and metalloproteinase domain-containing protein 20-like. Gene Ontology annotation, molecular function: metalloendopeptidase activity. Gene Ontology annotation, biological process: proteolysis; male gonad development. The record is from RefSeq and is a predicted model, not a curated record. Gene Ontology annotation, cellular component: sperm head plasma membrane; external side of plasma membrane; plasma membrane. NCBI's taxonomy places the organism in Eukaryota, Metazoa, Chordata, Aves, Psittaciformes, Psittacidae.
AGACAAGCUUUAGGGAUUUCCACUUGUGGAGAAGGAGGAGGAAGGUGGGUGAGGACGUGUGACUCCCACAUCCCAUUGAGUGACAGGGGAGCAGCUAUGAAGACAACCCCACCUCCCUGGCCAUGACGGGCACCCCAGACAAGGGGAGCACAGCAGGGACGGGUGCUCUUCAUCCCUGUUACCUCACAGGUGCCCCCAUGGCCGCCAUGCUGCAGACCCCGGCCGCGACAUGGCAGCUGGCAGAGGCGGCAGCGCUGGCAGUGCCUUCUCAAAGGGCCCUGAGGGGAAUGGCUGCCCCUCGGGGCAGCAGAGUGCCACGUACCUUCACCUGUGCCAGCCCGGAGGGGACAGCCCUGGCCUGGCCGCUGCCUGAGCGCCUCAGGGCAUACAGGGUCCAGAUGUCCAUGCGAGGGUUGGCAGGGCGCUCCCUGAGGUGUCUCGCCGCCAUUUUGAAGGCGCUGGCGAUGAGGUGGCUCCGGCACAUCAUGUCUGCCGGGGGGGAAGCCCUUCUCCUCAGGCUGGCGGUCUGGGCAGUGCUGGUGGCAUCUCUCCUCCCUGGGGUGAGUGGCCAUCAUCCACCAGCGGGCUACGCUGUCUAUGAGAUCGUCCAUCCGAGGAAGCUGGCCCCUAAGGCGGGGGCAGCCGCGGGGGCAGAUGUGUCCUACGUGCUGAGGGUGGAGGGCAGGAACCGCAUCGUCCACCUCACCCGAAAGAGAGGGCUCCUGGUGAAAAACCUGCCCGUGGUCACGUACAGCCCAGGGGGGAGCAGGGUCAUGGAGCAGCCCCACAUCCCUGAGGAAUGCUUCUACCGGGGCUACGUGGAGGACAGCCCCGGCUCCACCGCCACGCUCAGCGUCUGCUGGGGGCUCAGGGGGCAGCUGGAGCUGGGGAACCGGAGCUACGCCAUUGAGCCCGUGCCGGGUUCCCUCAGCUUCCAGCACCUUCUCUAUCGGCGAGAGGUGACCCAGAGCAAGCCCUUGAUGUGCGGGGUGACGAACGAGGCGAUGCGACCGCAGCUGCAGGAGACAGGACCUGAAGUAGCCUUGAGGAAGCACGUUUUGUGUCAGGGACUAAAGCACACCACCUAUGUCGAGGUGUUUGUCGUGGUGGAUUACUCCCUGUUUUCCUUCCAAGGGAGCAACGAGACCUCCGUGAUUCUUCUGGUUACAGAUACCAUCAAUUUAGCUGAAACCUACUUCUAUAGCCUGAGGAUCCGUAUCUGCCUGAUCGGGAUGGAGAUCUGGACACACAGCAACUUCAUCAGGCACAGCCUGGAUAUAGAAGAUGUCCUCAGGAGUUUUAACCACUGGGCAAACAGGGAUCUCUCUCAGCGGAUGGCGUAUGAUGUUGCGCAUCUAUUCACUUACAUGGACUUCGGGCUCGUUGUUGGGCUGGCGUACGUCGGAACCGUCUGUUUCCCGGGGUACCGCUCCAGUGUGGUCUCACACAUACGGAGAGACUUCACUGCCUUCUCGCUUAUUUUCGCUCACGAGCUGGGUCACAACCUGGGCAUGGAGCAUGACAAGGAGAACUGCGCCUGCGGAGCAGCCCCCAAGUGCUACAUGACGGGAGGCUCGCUCACCGGUGCCAAGGGCUUCAGCAACUGCAGCACUCAGUACUACCUAGACCUCAUGAACAGAGGCCGCGGCCACUGCUUGUGCAACAUCCCCGAGCCCCACAGCCUCUUCCACUUGAAACACUGCGGCAACAAGGUGGUGGAUGAGGGAGAGCAGUGUGACUGUGGGGGGUUGAAGGACUGCCAAGGCAACCCGUGCUGCCUCCCCAGCUGCAGGCUGCAGCUGGGGGCUGUCUGCUCCGGUGGGCAGUGCUGUCACAACUGCCGUUUCCACGCUGCAGGACACAAGUGCAGGGCGGAGGCGGAUGAGUGCGACUUGCCUGAAUAUUGCAAUGGGACUUCGGCCUGGUGCCCGGAGGAUUUGUACGUGCAUGAUGGGACACCCUGCAGCAACAAUGGCUACUGCUACCAUGGCAAAUGUGCCACCCAUGACAACCUGUGCAGAAAAGUCUUUGGGAAGCAAGCUCGUGGUGCUCCAGAGAGUUGCUUCCAAAAGCAGAACAUGAGAGGGGAUCGGUUCGGCAACUGCGGCGGUGAUGGCUCCAAAACGGCUUUUGUGGGAUGUAAACCCCAAAAUGUUCUGUGUGGAAGGCUGCAGUGUGUCAAUGUGAAGAAGAUACCCGUUCUGCAGAGGUCUAAAGCCAUCAUUCAGACACCAGGGCCAAACGACUGGUGCUGGGGCACAGCCUACCAUGCCAGCAUUGAUACACCUGAUGUCGGAGGAGGGACUGAUGGCACCAGAUGUGGGCCUAAAAAGAUCUGUAUUAACAAGACAUGCAUAGAUGCCACGGUCAAGAUGAAGUGCGAUGGGAAGGUUAAGUGUGGGGGCAAAGGGGUUUGCAACAACCUUGAACAGUGCCAUUGCGAAGCUGGCUGGGCUCCUCCAGACUGUCAGUUCCAUGGCCUGGGAGGGAGCAUGGACAGUGGCCCUCCACCAGCUCUCAUGAUGACCAUGGGGGAGGUUGUCCAAACUAAAGUGUUUAAGGUAGUAAUGGGGAUCACAGUUCCCCUUACCGUCAUUGGGAUUGCUGUUGUCAUUGCUGUAACCAAAUACAGAAAGGCAAAAGCUGCAAUUGCAGAAGGAAGUGAGACUUCUGCGGAUGAGGAGCAGGGUAUAGAAGGAACAGAAGGAGGAGAAGAAAAAGAAGGUGAAGGAGGAGGAGGAGGAGGAGAAGGAAAAGAAAGUGAAGGAGGAGAAGGGGGAAAAGGAGAUGAAGCAGGAGAAGAAGAAGGAGGAGGAGGAGGAGGAGAAAAAAGUAUGUUUAAAAACCCAUGAAAGCAGUGGGAAUCCCACCAGCUGAGAUCUGGAAAGGACUACAGGUCCUGUGUGUGUGCCCCUGCAGCUGGACUGCUAGUCCUAGGAGAUUUUCCACAAAGUGAUUUACACAACGUACCUGUGUAAACUGUACAAAAGUUAAUUACACCAAACUUCAGUAUUUCCUCUUCUUGUAUUGCCUACUAUGUAAAUAAAUUAGGGUUGGGCCCCAAAUGUGAAGCUGUUAGAAAAUAAAGAGUGUAAAAGUUAAGAGAAUUGUUUCCAGUGCA